UAUAAAUGCUUCUCCUCUUCGUAAAUGGCCUUCAGAUAUGCUUCGAAGUUCAAGGUGAUAGGCACGUUGUUCUUCCUGGUGUACCGAACGGACAAUAUUUCCGUGUGUUCGUCUUUCGGCUAACCAAUUAUUUUUUUUUAAUUUUGUGGUUUUGUGCACCUUGCGACUUUAUUUUUUUUUUUGGGGUUCAAAAUAAAACAAAAUGGAUUACAAACUGGUCGUUUGCGUCGUACUGGCUGGAAUCGCUGUGGUCGGUUGUGAGCAAGUGAAGGAAAAUGUGACGCAGGAAAAUGCACGCACAAAGGUCACGUUAAGGGACUUCAUACCGUGUGCUGUGAAGUACGAUGUUUCGUGUCUGUUCGAUAAGGCGGACGAUUAUCUGGCGGAUCGACGACAGGAACUUUUAGCUCAAGCUGAUGCUGAGGUCAUUACGUCUGGGCGUGCCGACAAAAGUCAGAUGCCUUCCGUUUUGGCCGACACCAUUUCCAAAAUGCUGGAAGAGCUGACCGGCAUGUUGAAGGAUGGUCUCAGCAAUCUUUUCCCAAGCGCCAAAGAAGCCGGCGACGAUGAUGAAGUAGAAGAAACUGAGGUCGAUGAAAAUGAUGAGGAAAAAGAAACCAAAAAGGGACGCGCCAUGGAAGAGGGCAGAAAGAAGGAGAAAAAGAAGAAGAUUAAGAAACUCAUUUCCGUGAUCAAAUUCUUGGUACUUGGCGGUGCCUUAAAAGCCGUAAUUGGUACAUUGUUGAAGCUCUUCCAUGCUCACCUGCAAGUGAAAUUCCUGUUGAUCGCUUUGGCCGGAUUAUUAUUGAACGCCGCCAGAUUCUGGAUCGACCUGAAAAAGGGACAUUCACCACAAAAAGUUAUCUACUACGAACAUGCCCAACAUCAACAUCAUUACGAAGGAGAGGAUGACUGGGGACACAGCAGUGGUCCUGAGGGAGGUUACUGGGGCCGUGCCUACGAUGAAGAGGACGAGAAAAAGACUGCCCAGGAUUUGGCUUACGCCAAUCAAAGACCAGUCGGAACUGAAUACUCCAAAGUGGACAACAAACCCAACUUCUCUUGGCUCGGUUGACCGAAAAAACGUCAAUAUCUAUAAUUAAUUUAUUUUUAAACUUUAAGUAUAAUUUAUUUAGUUACUUUUAGAUACGUUAGGCUAUCGCACUUUAAUCGUUAAGUCCGUGCCAAACGCAAGCACUACUAUAGAUUAUUUAUUUAUAUUUAUUUAAUUAAAUUAUUUAUUUAUUUCUUCUGUUGCGCUUGAUGCGAGGAACAUAUUUCAUCACUUUGUUCGGGGUUUUGAAUUCACGAUCCUAUCCUGUCGCUUUACGUUUCUUCGCUAGCUAUAGCAUGUUCCUCGGCUGCUUUCCCUAGUUUCUAAAAUAACAAUCUCAGGUAGAUCAUUGUAAAUUUUAUUACAAUUGGGAAACGUGUAAUAUGUAAAUUUUGUUCGUUUUGAGUCACUAGUCAUACAGUUCAAGCAGAUUCGUUUAUCCGUUCGGUCAAUCGGAGUGAAGAUAAACGAUAAUAUCGUCA
This is a messenger RNA of Aethina tumida (small hive beetle), 1536 nucleotides long. RefSeq lists its product as uncharacterized. The transcript is spliced from 4 exons. The record is from RefSeq and is a predicted model, not a curated record. Lineage: Eukaryota; Metazoa; Arthropoda; Insecta; Coleoptera; Nitidulidae. The coding region runs from base 203 to 1075 and encodes 290 amino acids.